Molecule: messenger RNA, 1014 nt
Organism: Lasiodiplodia theobromae
Lineage: Eukaryota; Fungi; Ascomycota; Dothideomycetes; Botryosphaeriales; Botryosphaeriaceae
Product: Peroxisome proliferator-activated receptor gamma coactivator-related protein
Exons: 3
Coding region: 1-1014 (337 amino acids)
Source: RefSeq, a predicted model, not a curated record
AUGGCGCGCAAGGAGCAGACCCAGUACAUGACCGUCAGCGACCUGAACAAUGAGCACUACACCAUCGCCUGGUACUGGCGCCUUAUUGCGCUCCUCGCCUCGUGGAUGAUUCUGGGAGGUUACCUUAUCGUACCUCCGCUUUUCCAAAUCGAAAAUCCCGAAGACAAGCCCCAACCACAGCUACGAUGCGAGCCCCAGGUCCUGACCAUCCUCGUCGUCGCCCUGCUUGUUGCCGGAUACUCGUUUACCGUCCUCCUUUGCUUCGCCGUGAAGUCGAUGAUCUUCCAGUCCGAGUCCAUAUUCAUGCCCGCGCUGGCCUCCUCAGCCCUCGGUCUGCUGACUGUUUUCUACAACUGGCUGGUCUUUGAGCACUUCACGUGGAAUCGCGCUUCCGUGAUAGCCGUCGCGCUGUCUGGCGGCAUGACGGUCCUUUACGGCGUCUUCCUCGUCCUCACCAACCGUCGGAUUGCGCAGCUGCGCACCCAACUGAGCUCCAAAUCCAACAACAUGUGGCAGCACAACAGCACCUACUACGAGAACUGGAUCGCGAACAUGUUUCCAAGUGUCAAGCGCGUUUCGCCCCUCUAUGCUCCGCCGCCUGAGCAGCACAACAUGCCGCUCACUGAAGACGAUCUGGUCAACCAGCAGAUGGCCAUGCUCCUGAUGAACAAGGAUCCCGGCCCUUCGCCAGAUGCCAGCCAGAGCACUUUCCGCAUCCAAUUGCCGUAUGGUGAAGAAUCCGAUGGCGAGAACAACCCCAAUGCCCGUCGUAACCGCUCCAUGAGACAUCAACAUCACCAUUCCAACAGCCGCGGCAUCCCGAUGAGCCCGCCGCAAGCGCUGCACGAAUACUAUGCCAGUACCAGGACGAGAAGUGGAAGCUACGGCCACGGAUACUCAAACUCAACCGACAGCAGAAGAGGGAGAACGGAUGAUCGGUCAGGCGGGGGCGAACCGAGAGCGAAGAGCAGAGAAGAGCGUCGGCAAGAGAUCGAGCUGGGGCAGUUUCGCUAA